GUGUGAAGGAACGAUUGAGCCAGAGGGGCUGGGAACCGCAGUGGACUUUCCCAAUGUAUAAGGAGGCGCAUUUCCAAAGCACUACGCACGAGCUCCUCUCCAUCAUCAAGGGCUCCGCCACCCUCCUCCUGGGUGGGGCAGACGAGAUCGCCAGCCAUCUUAGUAGCGGCAGCAACAGCAGCUCGAGUACGGGCGACAAGUCCGACGAAGCGGGAACAUGGACGACGCUGGACGUCUCGACGGGGGACGUGCUGCUGCUGCCGGCUGGAUACUCGCAUCGCGCCUUGCAGGAUCGUGGUGGAUUUACGAUGAUCGGGAGCUACCCGCGCAACGGGAAGCAAUGGGAUAGUGAGUUCAGACAAGCCUCUUCAUGACUGAGUCAGAAGCUAAAGAGAUCCUCACGCCCGCCUUACUUGAUAGUGUGCUACCCAGACAGUCAGAAGGUCAAGGAGGUGACGUCCGCAAUCGAACAGCUGAUCAAUUCAACGGCACGCAAAGGCCUGGGGGACGCG
Molecule: messenger RNA, 512 nt
Organism: Microstroma glucosiphilum
Lineage: Eukaryota; Fungi; Basidiomycota; Exobasidiomycetes; Microstromatales; Microstromataceae
Exons: 2
Coding region: 54-374 (106 amino acids)
Source: RefSeq, a predicted model, not a curated record